Sphenostylis stenocarpa is the source of this 744-nucleotide messenger RNA. The record is from the annotation of a GenBank genome assembly. NCBI's taxonomy places the organism in Eukaryota, Viridiplantae, Streptophyta, Magnoliopsida, Fabales, Fabaceae.
AUGGGGUUGAACAAAGGGUUAUGGACUCCAGAGGAAGAUCUCCUUCUCAUCAAUCAUAUCAACACACAUGGUCAUAAAAACUGGCGUGCCCUACCCAGAGAAGCUGGGCUUUUGAGGUGUGGAAAGAGUUGCAGACUCCGAUGGAUAAAUUAUCUGAGGCCAGAUAUUAAACGGGGCAAUUUUUCAAGAGAAGAAGAAGACAUGAUAAUCAAGUUGCAUGAAACUCUGGGGAACAGAUGGUCAGCCAUAGCAGCAAAGUUACCAGGUCGCACAGACAACGAAAUAAAGAACGUGUGGCAUACCCACUUGAAGAAGAGACUCUUCCAACAACACAAAGACACAGAACCAAACCAUUCCUUCUUUUGCACACAAAUAUCCAAACAACAACCCGUGAAUACUACUCCCACAAAUCAAGUCAUCGAAACCACAGAGGAAGAAAAGCCAUUGGCUUCUCCAAACUAUGCAAGCAGUGAUGUGUCAAUCCUCACCACUUCCACCACCAGUCACAGUGAUGACCAUAACAGAGAACCGGCUGAAUCGUUGGAUGAUGAUUUCUGGUCUCAAGUUCUCUCACCUGGUAACUCCGGUGCCACCACCAGUCUUCCGGCCACCGGCGCCACUCACCGGGACUUCCAGUGUUCACUCACCGGGACUUCCAAAGGGGUGCAUUCGUCAAGUGCGUACGAUAAUGUCAACUUUUGGUACGAUGUUUACAUGGGAGAACAGGAAUUACCAGAGUUUUGA